This is a messenger RNA of Carassius carassius (crucian carp), 2399 nucleotides long. RefSeq names its product polypeptide N-acetylgalactosaminyltransferase 5-like. The coding region runs from base 1 to 2385 and encodes 794 amino acids. NCBI's taxonomy places the organism in Eukaryota, Metazoa, Chordata, Actinopteri, Cypriniformes, Cyprinidae. Gene Ontology annotation, cellular component: Golgi apparatus. The record is from RefSeq and is a predicted model, not a curated record. The transcript has 10 exons.
AUGAGGUUAAGGAAGUAUUUAAGAGGCAAUGGGAGAGUCCUGGCUUUUGUAUUUAUCGCAUCUGUAAUCUGGCUUUUUUUUGACAUCGCAGCACUGCGAAUCUCCAUGAAUGAAGCGAAUCAGGAUCUCAAAGAGAGAGAGAUUGUACUAAAACAGGGAAGGAGGAAAGACAAUGUGGAGCAUGUGUUCAAAAAUCCACUCCAAAAAGUAAACAAGAGGGAUUUAUUUAAAAAUAGCAACCGGUUUGAAAGGAAAGUUGAUCAGGUUUACAGAAAGUGGCCAAAGGUGAGGCCAGAAAAUCAAACCAAAGUUAAUCUAAUUGUGAACUCAAAUGUGAAAGGAACCAUUAUUAGCAUCCCUGAAAAAAUAAAUCAGUCAAAAACUGUUGAUAUUUAUGGCAAUGUGAACAGUAUCACUGCAAAGAUAAACAAAAUAAAAGCUGCUGUUAAUGGACAGACAGAAGCAAAUCCAUAUGUUAGGGCACAUUUACUUACUAAAGCACUACCUGCUGUCCAUCAUAAAAUCCAUCCUUCUGUACUCAAAGAAGAGAGUGUAAAAAAAGGACAUCACAUUAAUGACACACUAGCGAUGUUGCAAAAUGAAGUACAUGCAGAUGUGAGUUUACAAAAUAACUUGAUUAAUGAAUUGCUUAAAACGGUAGACAGUGACAAAGCGAAUAACAUUCUUGACUAUACAGUGAAACAUGUCAGUACUUUCAACAAAACAAAACCAGACAUUAUUAAAAAUCUAAGUGAACUGAAGGACCCAGCUCGGAACCCAGCAGAGGAGGCAGUACGAGUACUGCACUCUACAAGUGUGCAGGUGAGGAGGUCAGGAGGGCAUCAUAAGGUUAUGGCCCUAGAUGUGACAGACAGGCCCAGAGAUCCGAGGGCUGUGGGACAGUUUGGACAGCCUGCAAGUGUUCCCAGAGAUAAAGAACUGGAGAGUCGUAGACGCUGGAGUGAAGGAUUUUUUAAUGUAUUCCUGAGUGAACAGAUACCAAUAGACAGAGCGAUCCCAGACACCAGACCUCAAAUAUGUUCAGAAAACCUUGUGCAUGAUGACCUGCCCAGUACCAGUGUGAUCUUCUGUUUUGUGGAUGAGGUCUGGUCCACUCUGCUGCGCUCCGUGCACAGUGUGCUCAACAGGUCUCCUCCACACCUGCUGAAAGAGAUUAUUCUGGUGGAUGACUGCAGCACCAAAGACUACCUGAUGGAACAGUUGGAUGUUUAUAUGUCUCAGUUCCCUAAAGUACGAAUCAUCCGUCUAAAAGAGAGACAAGGCCUAAUCAGAGCCAGGAUAACAGGGGCCGCCGCUGCUACAGGUGAAGUGUUGACAUUCCUGGACUCUCACAUUGAGUGUAAUGUGGGGUGGCUAGAGCCAUUGUUAGAAAGAAUUUACCUCGACCACAAAAAAGUGGUCUGUCCUGUUAUUGAGGUCAUCAGUGAUAAGGACAUGAGUUACAUGCUUGUUGAUAACUUCCAAAGAGGCAUUUUCAGAUGGCCGCUGGUGUUUGGCUGGAGCGCGCUACCUCAGGAAUAUAUUAGAAAGAACCAGGUCAAGGAUUCAGACCCCAUCAGAUGUCCUGUUAUGGCAGGGGGUCUUUUCUCAAUAGACAAGAACUAUUUCUAUGAGCUGGGGGCAUAUGAUCCAGGCCUGGAUGUCUGGGGUGGGGAAAACAUGGAAAUCUCUUUCAAGAUCUGGAUGUGUGGUGGAGAGAUUGAAAUCAUCCCCUGUUCACGUGUCGGACAUAUCUUCCGUGGCGAUAACCCUUACAAGUUCCCCAAAAACCGUGUGAAGACAGUCGAAAGAAACUUGGCCAGAGUUGCAGAGGUGUGGCUGGAUGAAUAUAAAGAGCUAUUUUAUGGCCAUGGUUACCACCACCUGCUGGACAAAACUGAGAUAGGAAAUCUGACAGAACAGAUUGAGCUGAGAAAAAAACUCAAGUGUAACAGCUUUAAAUGGUACUUGGAGAAUGUCUACCCGGAUCUGGACGCCCCUCUGGUCAAAGCAGAAGGACUGAUUUUCAGUGUUGGAACCAGGAAAUGUUUGGUAUUUCACAGGGACAUUUUAUUUUUUGAUAAAUGUGAUCUCAGUAAUAAGAGUCAACACUUCAGCUACACCUGGUUAAGGAUGCUUCGACAGAACACUUCCUGUUUGGCUCCUCAGGAAAAAAAGAUUAUCAUGGAACCAUGUGAAAGCACUAAGCCACAUCUCCGCUGGAUACAUAAGUCUAAAGGUUUAGAGGAGCAUGUGAUGUUGGAGGGUCAUUCCAGAUCCAAAUGUCUGGAAGCAGGAGUUAAAGCUGACAGCAUCUUCCUUACGGACUGUGAUCCUGUCAAUAAUUUUCAGAAAUGGCAGUUUACACACUACUACGCUGAGUGAGAUGCUCAAUAAUC